Botrytis sinoallii is the source of this 1746-nucleotide messenger RNA. RefSeq lists its product as uncharacterized. Gene Ontology annotation, biological process: mitochondrial lysyl-tRNA aminoacylation. Bases 1 to 1746 code for a protein of 581 amino acids. The transcript has 3 exons. Gene Ontology annotation, cellular component: cytoplasm; mitochondrion. The record is from RefSeq and is a predicted model, not a curated record. Gene Ontology annotation, molecular function: lysine-tRNA ligase activity; ATP binding; tRNA binding. Lineage: Eukaryota; Fungi; Ascomycota; Leotiomycetes; Helotiales; Sclerotiniaceae.
AUGAGUUCACUUACUGGUCUUCGGUUUCUUAGACCCUACCUCUAUCAUGAUAUUCUUCCGGUAAAACCAGCUGCAUAUGCACGACUCUUUUCCACACAUUACUCUUUACGCAGUGAGAGGUCGAAGAGGCCCUACUGCGAGACAGAUGAGAGCAUCAAGAUUCCUAGAGUAGAGUUGAAGGAAGGUUUAGAUCCCACCGAAACUAGGAUAAAAAAACUUCAGUUAGCUGGCGCUCUUCAAUAUCCUAGAAUCAAAAGGUUGGUAAAUCGCAUCGGUGUGAAAAGUUGUCUUGAGAAUGUGCGGAAAUGUUACCAGGUGUGGAUAGUGAUGAAGCCAUUGCUCUUACGUUGCAUGGUUAGAAUUGGAAGUAUACGAAAGCUUGGCUCUAAGCUUGUCUUUAUGAAUAUAAUAGAAGAUGGUUAUUCAAUUCAAUUAGAAGCUGAAUCUGGGAUGAUUCUCAAAAACCAAGAUGUCAAUGUGCAAUCACUGAUUUCCUUCGAAAACUUAACCUACCUGAUGCAACCUGCAACUGGUUACCCGAUUCGAAAAGAAAAUGGAUUUUCCACUCUCAGAUUGAUCGAAAUACCUAGAGUAUUGACUCCAAGUCUGGCACCAGUACCCGCAAAAAGUUGGAGAUCCAGAAAGUCUUAUUCGCAAUCGACAUUUGAUCUUCUUGUCAACAAUGAUGUUGCUGCUAUUUACGACUUCGGUCCAAAAUCAACACACAAUAUCCGUGAUUUCCUAGUCCAAGAUAUUUUUCUCGAAUUUCAAACACCAAUUCUUGCCGAAAAGGCUUCAGGUGCCAUGGCUCAACCAUUCAAAACGAAUGCAACGGAGUUCCCCGAAAAACAGUUGACUCUGAGAAUAGCUCCUGAGUUAUGGUUGAAACGUUUGGUUAUUGGUGGUUUAGAUCGAGUUUUCGAGAUUGGUCCUGCAUUCAGAAAUGAAGGUCUUGAUGCGAUACAUAACCCGGAAUUCACAACUUGUGAAUUUUACAAAGCAUAUGCCGACCUCGAGGAUCUUAUUUCCAUGACUGAGAAGUUAAUUUCAGGCCUUGUAAGGCUUGUCAAUGGGUUGCGUGAUGAUCCUCAACAAGUCAAAUACAUGCCUUUCGCAAAUCUUCCACCCUUCGAAGAGGAUCUAUACACAAAACCCUUUAAACGAAUCGAAUUCAUACCCGCAGUCGAAGCUGCACUUGGGGAAAAGCUACCAGAUCUCCAGAAAAAUGACGCCAUAAACGACCUUCUCGAACUCUUUACAAAGCAUAGUCUCGAAGUCCCCGAAAACCCAACCCUUCCUCGUCUCCUAGAUAAACUUGCAUCCCUCUACAUCGAGCCCCAUUGCUCAGAACCAACAUUUAUCAUGCACCAUCCUUCCUCCAUGGCACCCCUUUCCAAAUCAUUCCUCGAUCCCAAAACCAACCAGCUUGUCUCCGCGCGCGUGGAACUAUUCAUUCAGCAUCAAGAGAUAGCGAAUAUGUACGAGGAGGAAAAUUCACCAUUCGAACAAAGAUAUAAGUUCAGAGAGCAGUUGAAGUUUAAAGAUAUAGAGAAUCCGAUGGAUAAAGUGGAUGAAGGAUAUAUCCAAGCGUUGGAGGUCGGAUUACCACCUACUGGUGGAUGGGGAUGCGGAGUAGAUAGAUUGGUUAUGUGGUUGAGUGGUUCGAAGAGAAUCAGUGAUGUUUUGCCGUUUGGCAAUUUGAGGAAUGUGGUUAAUUUGGGAGCAGUGGGCAAGAGGGAGGUAUAG